Glarea lozoyensis ATCC 20868 is the source of this 2229-nucleotide messenger RNA. Its product is annotated as SET. The transcript has 4 exons. Lineage: Eukaryota; Fungi; Ascomycota; Leotiomycetes; Helotiales; Helotiaceae. The record is from RefSeq and is a predicted model, not a curated record. The coding region runs from base 1 to 2229 and encodes 742 amino acids. Gene Ontology annotation, molecular function: protein binding.
AUGGCGCCAAUUCCUGAUCAGCUAAUCAAUACGUAUGAGUUGGGUCCCGACAAGGAAAGAGUCCAGCAUGAAGUAUCUGUUGCGAGAACAGGAGAGAAAGUAAUUCAAAUACUCUCAACUGAAGAAUUGAUCCAGCAGCAUCUACAAAAUAUUCAUCAUAUAGACGAGUGCUCGCGGGAUUCUAAUACAAGAUGGGCGAAACAAAUCACAAUACCCAAUGCAUAUGCACCCUCGAUGGUACCGCUCGAGAAGUUGCAGCAGAUCCCGCUGUCAGCUCUUGCACUCGAGACGCAUCAUCGCGGAUCAUUCAUCACAGCUUCCACAAUCACACCCGCAUAUCAAUUCUCGACCACUACCACGCUCGUUCAAGAUGCUUCAAAUACAGUCGCUGUACUAGUGCUUGGAUUUCAAGACGACUCGGUCACUCCAAUCCCUCAAAAUAGCACUGUGGCGAUCAAAGAACCAUAUGUAAAAUACCACGAAUCGGCGGGAUGGAUAAUAAGAGUUGACCAUCCAAGUGAUAUCGCAGUUUUGAGGGGAGAUGAUCCCGCUGUAACGAUGAUUAUGAAGUUUGUAAAGGAAAAAAGAGAUGUGUCGGGCGAGGAGUGGAGGAAGCAGGGUGAUGGUGCUUUUUUGGAGGGGAAGUUUGGUAGUGCUGUUGAGUGUUACACACAAGCACUGAGUGAUAGUCUUUCCAAAGAAAAUCUUCACUCUAGCCAGGACGUUUACCGAAAACGCGCAUUCGCAAACCUGAUGUCUCAGAGAUAUCAACAAGCGAAAGAAGAUUCGUUGGCAUCAUGUUCCGGAACCGAUCUCGACGCAAAAGCAUACUUUACCGCUGGAAAGGCUUGUUAUGCAUUGCGGUCCUUUGUGGAAAGUAAGACAUACCUCGAAAAAGCGCUCGAGUUGAAUCCCAGUGAUAUGAAAGCACGCAAAGAACUUAAUCGUGUUUUGAUUAGGCUAGAGGAGCAUAAUACAGGAAAUUAUGAUUUUGCCAGGAUGAUUCAAGAACAAGAAAGCAAUAUUUGGCUGGACCAUGCCGAUUUUACGUCGAAAGUGGAAGUUCGACCCACCAAUUAUGCUGGCAGAGGUCUUUUCACGACGAAGGAUGUUGAGGGAGGGGAAUUGCUAAUGUGCGAGAAAGCGUUUUGUUUGCCGAAUCAGUACACGGGUGAUGAAGCGAGUGAUACUGUUUUAUUCAACUUCAACAACGGUACAAGAACUCAGAAAUCUGGACAAGCGUUGGUAUUUCAGAACCUCGUCCAGCAGUUGUAUAAAAAUCCGGAGAUUUCCAAAGUCUUUUACGAUCUGGAUAGCGGGAGCUAUGUCAGGAAUGGCGACGAAGGGAAAGUCGUGGAUGGAGUCCCAGUAGUUGAUGCCUUCCUUGUCGAAUCGAUCAGACUCAAAAAUUGUUUCUCCGCCCCAAAACUCUCGCGGAACCUUCUUAAGCGAAACUGUCCCGCUCACGAGACAAAUCUCACAACCGCAAUCUGGCACAAAGCAUCCUACACGAACCACUCAUGUGUACCGAAUUGCGGACGAGCUUUCAUCGGUGAUUUCAUGACUUUGCGAGCGCUGCAUGCAAUUCCAGCUGGCACAGAACUCACACACCAGUAUUCUGCGCCAGAUGCUAGUACAUUAUUUCGACGUGAGGCAUAUCUCUCGAAUUGGGAUUUUGAUUGCACGUGUCGGCUAUGCGCAGGAGAAAAGAAAAUUCCAGAUGAAAAUCAUGUCAAACGAACGGAAUUGGCGAAGAAAAUCAAGGCGGAAGCCAUGAAGUUCUCAGCAAACGGGCGGACGAUUUCGAUGACGAACGUCAAGGCCAUCGAGAAAAUGAUGAGGAAAUUGGAGGAUAUGUAUGAGCCAUCAAUCUAUGCUAGUCUCCCGAGACUUCUAUUGGUACAUCCGUCGAUUUGGUUGAUGGAAGCGAGUCGGAAAGCAAACAACACUUCGAAAAUGGUCAAGUUCGCGAUUGAAGUGCUGAAGAAUUUUGGGUUCGGAAGUAAGAUUGUUGAUGCGGUGAAUGAGAAGGUUGAGUUGGAUUGGGAAGGGGGAAUUGUGAACACCGAGGUGUUCAAUAGCUUGCGGAAUGCGGCUGAGGGGUAUGAUGAGUUGGGUAGGAGUGAGUUGGCGGAAGGGUGCAGGAGUGCGGCUCGGAGGAUGUACGUUGUGCUUGCUGGUUGCGAUGUUGGGAUUGAGAAGUUCUUUAGUGGCAAUUUGGACAACUAG